Stegodyphus dumicola is the source of this 525-nucleotide messenger RNA. RefSeq lists its product as uncharacterized. The record is from RefSeq and is a predicted model, not a curated record. Lineage: Eukaryota; Metazoa; Arthropoda; Arachnida; Araneae; Eresidae.
AAUCAGUUGCUAUAAUGGCUUGGUUUGGGUACAGUCCAUAUUUUAUUGCAUUGUUAUAUUAUACAGAGAUCCUUUCCCACGUAAUGUCAGAAUAUGACGAGGAUGCCUACGAAUUCUUUUUAUGUUUUAGGCGACAAAUUUGUGAAUGUGAAGGUGGUGUAGACAAUUAUAGGAGAUGUUACUCAUUGCUGAAAGAAAAGUAUCCUUGUUCCGUGGAGAUGGAGGCAAAGCUGAGGGAAAAAGCUGAUGAAUUGGGCAAACAUCCAAUGACAACACGUGAAUCCAAUGCAAUAGAAUCAAGCAGAGGCUGCAUUAUGCCUAAUCUCUCCAUGUGUAUGGACAACCCAGAGGAUUGCCUUUAAAUUAGUUGCUUUACUUCCACUCGGCCUUGGUAAGAUACUACAUGCAUCUGUACAAUUUUCCAAGAAAGAAGAAAAUGAUUGAUUCUUUACUGUAUCUGUAUGUCAAGCUUCGUUUUGUUAAAUGAGAUGUCAAGAAAGCUAUCAAUAAAAACUUUGAAAGAAU